Molecule: messenger RNA, 5229 nt
Organism: Notechis scutatus (mainland tiger snake)
Lineage: Eukaryota; Metazoa; Chordata; Lepidosauria; Squamata; Elapidae
Gene: SSBP2
Product: single stranded DNA binding protein 2
Biological process (GO): positive regulation of transcription by RNA polymerase II
Cellular component (GO): nucleus
Molecular function (GO): protein binding; single-stranded DNA binding
Source: RefSeq, a predicted model, not a curated record
UCUCUGCAGGCAUGUACGGCAAAGGCAAGAGCAACAGCAGCGUCCCGUCCGACAGCCAGGCCAGAGAGAAGUUAGCACUAUAUGUAUAUGAAUAUCUUCUCCAUGUAGGAGCACAGAAGUCUGCACAGACGUUUUUAUCAGAGAUAAGAUGGGAAAAAAACAUCACAUUGGGCGAACCCCCAGGAUUCUUGCACUCUUGGUGGUGUGUGUUUUGGGAUCUUUAUUGUGCAGCACCAGAAAGACGUGAAACAUGUGAACACUCAAGUGAAGCUAAAGCCUUUCAUGAUUAUAGCGCUGCAGCAGCUCCCAGUCCAGUGCUAGGAAACAUUCCCCCAGGAGAUGGCAUGCCAGUAGGUCCUGUUCCACCGGGUUUUUUUCAGCCUUUCAUGUCUCCUCGAUAUCCAGGAGGGCCGAGGCCACCUUUAAGGAUACCCAAUCAGGCGUUAGGAGGUGUCCCAGGAAGUCAGCCAUUAUUACCUAGUGGGAUGGAUCCAACACGGCAGCAAGGUCAUCCAAAUAUGGGAGGACCAAUGCAGAGAAUGACUCCACCUAGGGGAAUGGUCCCACUAGGCCCACAGUCUGACCCUUGGUUAUCAUUGCAGAACUAUGGAGGUGCAAUGAGACCCCCACUGAAUGCUUUAGCUGGCCCUGGAAUGCCAGGAAUGAACAUGGGUCCAGGAGGUGGUAGACCUUGGCCAAACCCUACAAAUGCCAAUUCUAUACCAUACUCUUCUGCUUCACCUGGGAAUUAUGUAGGUCCACCGGGAGGUGGAGGGCCACCUGGAACACCCAUCAUGCCUAGUCCAGCAGAUUCAACCAACUCUGGAGAUAACAUGUACACUUUAAUGAAUGCAGUACCUCCUGGAGCCAACAGACCUAAUUUUCCAAUGGGACCAGGGUCAGAUGGUCCAAUGGGUGGAUUAAGUGGAAUGGAUUCACAUCAUAUGAAUGGAUCAUUAGGCUCAGGAGAUAUGGACAGUAUCUCCAAAAAUUCUCCAAGUAAUAUGAGUAUGAGCAAUCAGCCUGGGACCCCUCGAGAUGAUGGUGAAAUGGGGGGUAACUUUCUAAAUCCUUUUCAGAGUGAAAGUUAUUCCCCCAGCAUGACAAUGAGUGUGUGAUCCAAAACCAAGUUUCUUCAUGAAGGCUGCACUGAGUUGGCCCUCUCCAGAGAGCUACUAAAGAAGAAAAAAAAUAUUCAUCCCUGUGUACAGUUUAACAGAAAAGAUUUCUGCCACAUUUGGACCCACCAUUAUUUUCCAUCCAUCUUCCCUGUCUUGUGAAGAAAGUGGGUCUUGAUCUGAUUUCAGCUAUAAUAUGUGGCAUAUCAGAGCUGCCCAAGACUGAACUGCAAACAAUUAUCUGUGUAUGUAUAUGUAGGGAUAGGUGUAUGUAUGUGUGUGUUAAAUAUGAGCACAUACAUAUAUAGACCUGCAGGACGUUGUAAAAUAUCACAUGACAUCUUAAGUAGAAAUAAGAAAUAGGGACUUUUAUUCCAUCUUUUUUACGUUUACAUUUUAUCUUUCAAAAGAACUGCUUCCUUCUUCCCAUCCAACCUGUUUUGCGCUGUGUAUCACUGCUUUGUAAGUUAUUUUUUUAAAAAUGAUCUCAGAUACAUUCUGUUUUUGUCAUUGUCAGCCAUCAUGGUUAGGAAUAAAAUUGCUUAUUAGAGGGCUUUCAUAAAGUUUUAUUUAAUACCAGUAAUCAUGUGAAUUGAAGACUACACUUACUCAAGAAAUUUUUUUUAUUAAGUCUGUUAAACUUGUUCUUUGCCUUCCUGAAAUUGAGAAAGAAAGAAAUUAGAAGAGUUUUGUGCCCUGCUUCUUAAUAUAUGUCUAUUACUGCUAUACUAAACAUAUUUGCAUGGUGGUAAACAUUGAAACAAGUUUACUCCCAAGUUAUAUGUUGAAGACUAGGAUGCAUAUCCUUUAAUAUUUGCUGUCAAGGUAUGACUGAGUUUAGCUCAACUUUUUGAUCUAUGCAGAGAAAUACAAAAUACUUGUUGGGCUUUGAUUAAAGUGCUAGAGCAUCGAGGAAUAAAAUUGGCAGGAUUCCAAUGUUGGGGAAAUACUUAGUAUGAUCUUCCACAGGUAUUCUAAUUAUAAUUAAAACAGUUAUACAUUAUAUCGCUUAGGCACAAUAUUUUCUUCUAACAUCCAUCAUAAUCUCCCAAGAUUUCAUAUGCAUACUCAAAUUAUUUCAUAUGCCAAAGUGAAAGAGACACAAGUUACUUUCCCUCAUUAUACAUACUGGCUUUAUCUUCAUCUCACUAUCUAUAUUUUACCAUCAAUAUUAUUAAACCACUUUGGAUGUUUCUAAAGGUCCUAUAUAAUCUUAAUGAUCAGUAAAUUCGUUACAUAAACUUUUAAUGUUAGUUUAUGGUAUUUCAUCUGCUGCAUCAAAAACAAAAGCAGCUAUUAAUCUAAAAAUAAUUUUAAUUGGCUUUAUAUUAAAAGACCAUGGUGAAUUUCAUCCAAUAUCCUUUUUUCUUGAGUUUCAAAUAACUCAAAAAUUUAAGGUGCUUUAUAUGAGGAAAGCAUGAUGAUUUCCCCAUCCUGUUUUUGGAAAGUAAAUGACGUGUGAAAAAUUAGCUAUUUUAUAUUUAUUCCUAUUUUCAAUUUUGCUAUAAUGUUUGGUAAUUCCCAUAUAGUAGCAGCUUCCAUUAUCUGCAUAUCUUGUACUGUAACUUUUUCAUUUACUUCCAUAAAUGUGGUAGUAAAUUUGCUGCCUACAAGAAUUUCCACCUAUAAGAAGUAACAAAGAAUUUUACAACAAUUGCAAUCUAUCCAAAUAUACUUCCUGCUGAAAUUGCAAUGAGAGAAUAGUUGAAUAAGAAGCAGUUUUUAAUCUGGAUUUUUUUUUAAAAGGUGGGGGGAUAUCGUUCUUUAAAUUUUAUGCUAGUAUUAAAGAAAACUUAGGGCGGUAUCCAGUCAUGUCAUUCCAGGCAAGAUAGAAUCCACCAGUGGAACAUAAGUUUCCUCUCACCUACCAACCAUCAAAUCUGUUCUGGAGGUUUAGGAAAUCAUAUAGAGCAAAAUUAGAUUGUACCAAGAAAGUAGAAAAAGGGAAAUGAAGUUCCAACAUGGAAGCAAAACAUGAUACUUAACAAAGCUCUUAAGUAUCACCAUUGCUUCUAAAUUAACCUUGAAGAGCUGAGUAAAGUUGCUAUGUGUAAUCUAACACAUGUUUAUAUUUUUACAAAAUUUAAUCUACGACUCCAAAAUGUUUUAUUUCCAUUUUAUUGAACACUCGGAACAAGACAAUAAUUCUAAUUAGUAUCCAGUGAUGUUAUUUUCCUCAGAAAAGCUUUUUGAUUCAACCAAACCUUCCAUGAAUGCAGUGAGGAAAGAGAUUGUGUCUAUUCUUCAAAACGUAUUCCAGAGAAUUGAAAACAAUGGGAAGCAGGUCCUUUCUCUCCCUUUUGUUUAUGGGAACUUCUGCUGGAAUAAAGUGUCUUCUCUGAAUUGAAGGGCAGUUUUGGAUAUGAUUCCUUAACCCUAAUACUUAGUUUUUCAGAUACUCAUUUUAUGCAUGUAAAAAUCUCUGUGCCUAAUUUUUCCAGUAACUCAUUUCCAGUACAUCACAAAAUGAUAACUAUGAAUGCUGUGCACAUAAUAUCUAAUGACAAUGCUAGUUAUACAUUGUAUUUUUGUUUAGAUUAUUCUGUAUGUUCUAGUAAAUUAUUUAUAGAAUUUGGCAAUAUGAAGAACAAAAUUAAAAUAGAUCAUUGAUUUUCAGUUAUUGAUUUAUUUCUCUCAUGUUAAAGUUCCACAUGUACUGUGUGUGGUGUAAUCCUAUAUGAACUUUAAUGCCGUGAUUUUAAUUCCCACCCCCAGAAGAGUGCAUUUAGAACAAUUAAGAUGAACUUAUAUUUUACCUUGGGAAUUUUUAAUGAAAUUACUCCAAAAGCCAAGUGAAAACGGUUCACAAAAUAUGAUAUAUAUCAGCUUCCUUUUGUAUCCUGCUUAAAAAUAUUCCUCAACAAAAUCAAAUUUAUUCCUACCUCUAUCUCUUUAGAAAUAUUCUGAAAACUUUGCUAGAAGUUACUGAAAAAUGAUAAGUAUGUAAAUUAAAAUUGAUUUCAUAGCCUGGAGCAUUGUGUGUAUUUGUGUGUAUGUGUGUGUGUGUGUGUGUGUAUACACACACACAGAUACACAAACACACAUACAAAUUUAAAAUCCCAGAAAUAGAUUUGGUAUCAAGUAAACAUACAGGCUAUAAUCCAUUUUAGUAAUUCCUACAUAAAAUGUUUUAACAUUAAUUUAAAUGUUUGCUUUAAAAUCAAAUCAAGGGUGAUUGAAUUUAGUGUGGUUUUCUUUAUUCUCACAACUUGUUGCACACAUAGGUUCAGAAAAGGUGGUAUAAUUUCCUUUACCUCGCUUUCGCCAAGUCCUAUGCUUCAGCCACAAUGACAGAAAAGGAAAUGGUCCUUAGUGCUUCUAAGUCACAGUAACCAAUUAGUUGGAAGACUCAUUUUUGCCUGAUUCAUCAGAUUAUCAUCAGCUGAACCUUUGGUUGCCACUAUCCUGGCCUGAUUGGUGCACCCCAAAUCAUUUCUUAUCUCUAUACUAGAUUCUAGUGAAAAAAAUAAAUGUAGAACAGCUGACAUCCAAAAGCAGCUGAUUUAGUUAUCAGGUGCUUUUAGUUAAAGCUGUUUCCAACUGACCUUUUUGUUUUUAAGAAAAAUAAUAUAAUGCUGAUUUAAUAUGCAUAUUUCAAUCCAGUUACAAUGGGCUGGCUCAUGUGUAAUGCCAAGCAAUCAAAUCCUAAUUCCUUAAAAUCCUGGUUUAUAAGGCAAGCACAAAUGAUACCCUUAAUAUAACAGCCAUAAAUGAUUUUCUGAAACUCAGAAUUAACCUACUAAGUAAAAAAUGCCAUGAAAAGAAGAGAGGAAGGAAUAAGCACAUGGCUUGCCUAUGUAGCACCAAACAAUUAAUGAUAUACCAAAUCCUUUUGAAAACAGGAAUGUAAAUUAAUCAUAGCUAUAACAAGAGUGACUAUUUGGUUAAUAAGAGUAGCUGUUUUGUAUCUGUAUCGAUUACAACCUAGCAUCAAAACUCAAAACUCAGUUGACUAAAAUUACUAUGUAUCACAAUUGUGAUUAUAUGUCAAUAUGCUGGAUGUAACAAAACUAUGAAAUUAGAUGGUGAAUUUCUUGAAGAGGAUUAAGUUGUACAUUUUUAUUCUUUUACAUUGGUGUCACACAUUUUUGCCAAUAAAUAUUGCACUGAU